Messenger RNA from Guillardia theta CCMP2712, 1053 nucleotides. RefSeq lists its product as hypothetical. Lineage: Eukaryota; Cryptophyceae; Pyrenomonadales; Geminigeraceae. The transcript has 15 exons. The record is from RefSeq and is a predicted model, not a curated record. Bases 1 to 1053 code for a protein of 350 amino acids.
AUGGCCAGUGGCCCCAGCAGUGGCCCCAGCAGUGGCCCCAGCAGUGGCCCCAGCAGCUGCCAGCAGCAGUGCCAGCAGCAGUGCCAGCAGUGGCCCAGAGACAACUCCGGUCUACCAACUGCUGUGGUACACAGUUUGUGUGUGGGAUGGGAUCUAUGGGCCCAGGGCGACGUGCACGCGAUCGGAGUGAACGAGAGCGAGUUCAGACUCUUCCGCGAGUACAUGGCGCUUGAGGAUGCGGAUCGGAGCGCUGCAUCGCUCAUGGGCUCGAAUGUGGACAUACUGGACACGGGCAGCCUGGAGACGAGACGGCUGUUGAGGCAGCGAUGGCUCCGUCGGAGCCUCCUGCUUCGCGUGCCGGUUCCAUCGGACAUUCUUUCAGAUGAGCCCGGGCUGAAAACUCAAACGAAGGAGUACGUGGAUAGGCUGUUGAAGAUUUUCGCUCACGAUCGCAUGACGGGGGAGCAUCUUCUUGAAUGGUUGAGAAGCAACUAUGGUAGAGAUGAAGUAGAGGAGUUGCUCCAAGCCAGGAACCUGUCGAAGGAGGGUUUGCGAACUACAUUGCAGCCGUUCUUGAACUGGUUCAAAGAAAAUUUCCCAUACUAUCGGGGGUCUUGUCUUCGAUGCAAUCAUGGCGAUACAACAUACCUCGGUAUCGUUGCACCAGAUGGGAAUGAGUCUCAUUUUCAAGCACUCAAGACCGAGAUCUGGCAUUGCCCACAGUGCAAAAGCUUCUAUCGGUUUCCUCGAUACAAUACGAUCAGAAACGUUCUCUCCUCUAGACUGGGGAGAUGCUCCGAGUACAGCAUGGCGAUGUAUCAUAUCAUGAGAUCUCUGCACUUUCCUACCAGGCUGGUGGUUGACUGGGCAGAUCAUCUGUGGGUGGAGGUCCUCUCGCGAGACGAGUGGAUUCACAUCGAUCCUUGCGAGGCGGCUUUCGACAACAAGUCCAUGUACUUCGGCUGGGGGAAGAAUCACACCUACAUCUUCGCGUUCAGCAAGUGGCGACGCUUGCGAGGAUGUGACUGGAAACUACGUCAAGGAUUUGGAUGA